Messenger RNA from Coniophora puteana RWD-64-598 SS2, 366 nucleotides. RefSeq lists its product as uncharacterized. NCBI's taxonomy places the organism in Eukaryota, Fungi, Basidiomycota, Agaricomycetes, Boletales, Coniophoraceae. The transcript is spliced from 3 exons. The record is from RefSeq and is a predicted model, not a curated record. The annotation marks the transcript as partial.
CGAACACGCCAAGAGUGGGAGGUGGUGGGGUGCGAGGCCAUAGACCCCGUACACGUGGUGGGGGACGAAGAUGAUUACGACAUGGUUCGGGUUCGGCAAAGUGAUAUCACUCGCUCGUAUCUCUUUGAAGGUCUCGACCGCAUGCCGAGCGGUGGACGACUAGCAAGUGCAGUGCAUUUCGCUAAGCAGCGAUUCCUAGAUGAAGUCACCCAAAAAGAAUACAAUCUACUCCUGGCCGAAAGUUGGAAGGUGACUCUCCUCAGGAAAGGCGACGUGUAUCGCAUCGAAGUCCAAUACACCGCAAGACCAGCUCAUGUCGUUGGCAUAGUCCCUCCACCCCGACCUCCACCGUUUCUGGGUGUCCUU